Molecule: messenger RNA, 1654 nt
Organism: Epinephelus lanceolatus (giant grouper)
Lineage: Eukaryota; Metazoa; Chordata; Actinopteri; Perciformes; Serranidae
Source: RefSeq, a predicted model, not a curated record
AUGGACUCUGAGUAUAUAAAGAGACAUCUGGGGAAGUGUCUGGCAGACGGACUCGCUGAGGUGGCCGAGCAGCGUCCUGUGAACCCCAUCCUGUAUCUCGCCCACUGGCUCUACAAGUACAACUCAAACGUUAAGUACGAGACAGAGAAAAAGGCCAAUUUGGCGCUCCUGCAGCAGGAGCAGGCGAAAGCCAGAGAAGAGGAGUCGCACCAGGAGAAGCUGAGAGAGGAGGAGCGAAAGAUCAGUGAGGCCUUGGAAGAGUCUAAAAAAGUGAAGGUCACAGAGAAUGUAACCAGUCCAGAGUCCACCGAGAGAAAACCUUUGGAGGCCAGCACCUCUUCUCUCUCCGAGGUCGUCAGCACUGAGGUCAAGGAGGAGACUACAGAUAGGCCUGUUGGAAAAGACGAAGUGGAGCUGAGGACCGAUCAAAAAGAAGAGAAAACAGAGGCUGAGCUGAGGGGAGAUCAAGAAGAGAAAACGGAGGCUGAGUUGAGGACCGAUCAAGAAGUGGAGAAAACAGAGGCUGAGAUGAGGAGCAUUCAAGAAGUGGAGAAAACAGAGGCUGAGCCGAGGACGGAUCAAGAAGUGGAGAAAACAGAGGCUGAGCUGAGGACGGAUCAAGAAGUGGAGAAAACAGAGGCUGAGCCGAGGACGGAUCAAGAGGUGGAGAAAACAGAGGCUGAGUCGAGGACGGAUCAAGAAGUGGAGAAAACAGAGGCUGAGCCGAGGACGGAUCAAGAGGUGGAGAAAACAGAGGCUGAGCCGAGGACUGAUCAAGAGGUGGAGAAAACAGAGGCUGAGCUGAGGAGCGAUCAAGAAGUGGAGAAAACAGAGGCUGAGCCGAGGAUCAAUCAAGACGUAGAGAAAACAGAGGCUGAGCCGAGGAUCAAUCAAGACGUAGAGAAAACAGAGGCUGAGCCAAGGAGCGAUCAAGACAUGGAGAAAACAGAAGCUGAGCUGAGGACCGAUCAGGAAGAAAACAAAAUGGAGGCUGAGCAGACAAGCAGUCAAGUAGAAGAGAAAACAGAGAUGGAGCCCAGUGAUAAUCAUGUAGAAGAGAAAACGGCAAACACAAAUCAAAUAGAAGAGAAAGACGCUGACCGAGAUGAGAAGGUGGUUGAUGAAGCUGACACAGCUGAGACUGAGCAGACUGAACCGUUCCACUCGACUCCCAGUCAAGAUCCUGACAACUUACAGACAGACAAAACUGAAGAGCAACAAGACAAACAAAGCCCUCGUUCCCCUGAUCUUCAAGACACAGACAAGCAGGUUGAUGAAGAUGAAACUGGUAAGUUGGAGUCGGCACCACGGGGUGAAGGUCUGAAACCAGAGGAGACAUUUUCUACUGAAGAAACUAAGCAGGAGCCACAGAAAUCUGGUUCUCUGCCUCUUCAGAACCAGGACAAGGAGGCGGACGGGCAACGCACAAGUGAGACCACUGAUGGCUCGGCUCCAGCUGACAGUGACGUAACAGCAGAGGGGACAGUGUCGAGUGAGAUGCUCGUGACUUUACAAGAGGAGCCUGAAAACUCUCCUGACACGGAGGACGUCCAGGACAAGGCAGAACUUGAGGAAGAGGAAGGAGAAGGCCACACAUGAUAAUUUCAUAUCUUCAUGUUGUUUGAUGUGCAAAUACAAAUAUGCAAAAAUAAAC